UUGGCUCUGCCUGCUGCAUUUGGCAAGUUUCCGCUUGGCUGUCAUACAAAUUUAAAUUCAAAAUUUCAGGCCUGGGUGAGAAGCUCUUUGCUUUUCCCACUGGUGACCAACUGUUGAGGUAACCUUUGAUAUAGCUGCUCCACUGACUCGAAAAUGGCAUCUGGAAUCGAUCUGAGCCGCGAGUGCCGGCACGUCUUCGAGCAGAUUCGCAAGCUGAAGCAGCAUCGCUAUGCGGUGUUCGUCAUCCAGGACGAAUUGGUGGUCAAGGUGGAGAGGCUGGGAGUGCGGGAGGCGAGCUACGACGACUUCCUGGAGGAUCUGCACCGGGCGGGCGCCAACCAGUGCCGCUUCGCCGUCUACGACUACGCGUACCAGCACCAGUGCCAGGGCGCCUCGUCCACCUGCCUCAAGGAGAAGCUGUUUCUGAUGCUCUGGUGUCCCACGCUGGCCAAGGUCAAGGACAAGAUGCUCUACUCCAGCACGUUCGCGGUGCUCAAGCGGGAGUUUGCCGGCGUCCAGAAGUGCAUCCAGGCCACCGAGCUGGACGAGGCCUGUCGCAAUGCCGUCGAGGAGCAGCUGCGCUCGUUGGACAGAGAAUAGUCCUCCAGCUCCACCUCCAGUUCCUCCUCCGCCCACAUGAAAUACAGCCCGGCUCAUCCAGCC
Molecule: messenger RNA, 663 nt
Organism: Drosophila suzukii
Lineage: Eukaryota; Metazoa; Arthropoda; Insecta; Diptera; Drosophilidae
Product: cofilin/actin-depolymerizing factor homolog
Biological process (GO): actin filament fragmentation; actin filament severing
Cellular component (GO): actin cortical patch; cytoplasm; actin cytoskeleton
Molecular function (GO): actin filament binding
Source: RefSeq, a predicted model, not a curated record